Molecule: messenger RNA, 969 nt
Organism: Porites evermanni
Lineage: Eukaryota; Metazoa; Cnidaria; Anthozoa; Scleractinia; Poritidae
Source: the annotation of a GenBank genome assembly
AUGGAGAAAAGUUUGGCGAAAGAAAUGUGUAUAAAGUUUAAGCGUGAAGAGAUUUCGACAACUGGAGAAGAUUGUAGCAGGAGUAAUUCGAAAGAGAAAGAGGUGCGGUCGUUUGCGUUACGUGUAGACCAACCGAUAGAGUGUCAACAAGAAGAAGAAAAACGUGGUUUCCGUCGUUUCGUAAACGUUGUGAUAGGCAUCAUUAUCAUUGAUCUUCUUUUAGUUUGUUUGGAAAAGUAGGUGUUUUUGUACUUGUUUUUGUAUUGCGUGUUAUUGUUUUUCAUGUAAUAAUUUAUGUUGCGAUGUUUUACAUAAAUUAUCCUCGGUGUGGAGAUUGUUCAUUUUCAGCAAGUUUUGUAAGAAGUGUACUGAUGCUAGCUACGUUGCCGGAGAAGGUGUGGAGUUAACUGUACAUAAGAAAGGUGUUGUAGUAGAGGAAAUAGGGGAAGUACAACUGAGAUCUCGUCGUGCGCAAUUUAUUUAUGACAGAAAUUAUAAUCGCAUUGGGCUACAGCCACGCGGUCAUGCACCUAGUAGACUUCCGGUGAAGAAGUUAAGACGUCUGUUACACCACAAAAAGAGAAUAGUAAGGGUGUUUGUAUGGAAGGGUAUCCUGAAAAAUACCAUUUCUGACUACCGUGUGGCACGAACUUUUUGCGGUUUUGCGAAAAGCUGGAAAACACAAACAAGAAAGUUUCAAUGCGACUCGCUGUUGCUUGUUUACGAAGACCUUUAUCGAUCGAUUUUCUGGUGUUUUUAGUACAAAAAUACAAAGAACAAAUACGUUGAAAGUCGAAUACGCAAUUGAGAUAAAAUUUCUUUCACGAAAGUGGAUUUAGGGGUAAAAAUACGAGUAAAUUUACUCACGUUCAGUGCUGGACGCCAAACCACGGGUUUCCACGUUCUCGACAGCAUGGGGACGACGAGCCGAGCAUGUGUAGUAGCGUUCAACUCGCCUUGGUCACUUCC